Messenger RNA from Ailuropoda melanoleuca (giant panda), 1658 nucleotides. RefSeq names its product DNA methyltransferase 1 associated protein 1 (gene DMAP1). The coding region runs from base 347 to 1606 and encodes 419 amino acids. The transcript is spliced from 9 exons. NCBI's taxonomy places the organism in Eukaryota, Metazoa, Chordata, Mammalia, Carnivora, Ursidae. The record is from RefSeq and is a predicted model, not a curated record. Gene Ontology annotation, cellular component: NuA4 histone acetyltransferase complex; nucleus; Swr1 complex. Gene Ontology annotation, molecular function: transcription corepressor activity. Gene Ontology annotation, biological process: negative regulation of transcription by RNA polymerase II; chromatin remodeling; DNA repair.
ACGACCGGAAGUUUCUGUCCGCGGCUUUGCGGGGAUAGGGGAGCGGUGGCCCUGGCAGUCGGGGAAUCCAGGUGCGGAGGCUCUGGGGCUUAGGAGGCAGACCGGGCCGUUGGGGAGACACAAACGGCGGGACACAGGCGGAACCCCGACCCGACUGGGCUGUCGUCCUCCUGGCGGCCCGCCCCUUCACUCCGCCUCACUUGGGGCUGAAGUGGCUCCGCCCCCUGGCCUGAGCCUGGUCCCUUCUCAGGCACUGACCCUUGACCUCGGGGCGCUCCCCCGUCAGGCGCGAUGGCUACAGGCGCGGAUGUGCGGGACAUUCUAGAACUCGGAGGUCCAGAGGGGGAUGCAGCUUCCGGGACCAUCAGCAAGAAGGACAUCAUCAACCCGGACAAGGGAUGCACCCCCACUGCUACCCAGUGACACUGGUCAAGGCUACCGCACAGUGAAAGCCAAGUUGGGCUCUAAGAAGGUGCGGCCCUGGAAGUGGAUGCCAUUCACCAACCCAGCCCGCAAAGAUGGAGCUAUGUUCUUCCACUGGCGACGGGCAGCUGAGGAGGGCAAGGACUACCCCUUCGCCAGGUUCAAUAAGACUGUGCAGGUUCCCGUGUAUUCAGAGCAGGAGUACCAGCUGUACCUUCACGACGACGCUUGGACUAAGGCAGAAACGGACCAUCUCUUUGACCUCAGCCGCCGCUUUGACUUACGUUUUGUAGUCAUCCAUGACCGGUACGACCACCAGCAGUUCAAGAAGCGUUCUGUGGAGGACUUGAAGGAGCGGUACUACCACAUCUGUGCCAAGCUUGCCAACGUGCGGGCUGUGCCAGGCACAGACCUCAAGAUACCGGUAUUUGAUGCUGGGCACGAGCGACGGCGGAAGGAACAACUAGAGCGUCUCUACAACCGCACCCCAGAGCAGGUGGCGGAGGAGGAGUAUCUGCUGCAGGAGCUGCGCAAGAUCGAGGCCCGGAAGAAGGAGCGGGAGAAGCGCAGCCAGGACCUGCAGAAGCUGAUAACAGCAGCAGACACCACCGCGGAGCAGAGACGCACAGAGCGCAAAGCCCCCAAGAAGAAGCUACCCCAGAAAAAGGAGGCAGAGAAGCCGGCUGUUCCUGAGACUGCAGGCAUCAAGUUCCCUGACUUCAAGUCCGCUGGCGUCACCCUGCGGAGCCAGCGGAUGAAGCUGCCAAGCUCUGUGGGACAGAAGAAGAUCAAGGCCCUGGAGCAGAUGCUGCUGGAGCUUGGCGUGGAGCUGAGCCCGACGCCUACCGAGGAGCUGGUGCACAUGUUCAAUGAGCUGCGGAGUGACCUGGUGCUGCUCUACGAGCUCAAGCAGGCCUGCGCCAACUGCGAGUAUGAGCUGCAGAUGCUGCGGCACCGGCACGAGGCCCUGGCCAGGGCAGGCGUGCUGGGGGGCCCUGCCACGCCAGCAUCCGGCCCGGCCCCCGCCUCUGUUGAGCCCAUGGUACCCGACCCCACUCUCGGCCCCGACCCCACCAAGGACACCAUCAUCGAUGUGGUGGGCGCACCCCUCACGCCCAAUUCGAGGAAGCGACGGGAAUCGGCCUCCAGUUCCUCUUCUGUGAAGAAAGCCAAGAAGCCGUGAGAGGCCACACGGGGUGUGGGUGCUGCUGUGUAAAUAGAGCUGCUGAGUUGGA